Molecule: messenger RNA, 1975 nt
Organism: Chlorocebus sabaeus (green monkey)
Lineage: Eukaryota; Metazoa; Chordata; Mammalia; Primates; Cercopithecidae
Source: RefSeq, a predicted model, not a curated record
CAAGCCCAGGCCUGGACGCUGCCACAGCCACCUGAGUUUAGAGGUGAAGGGACUUUAGAGACCACCUGGCCCAAGGAGUGAAAGGGAACCUGAGAGAAAGGGUGAACCAGCCCAAAGUCAUUGGCAGAUUUGACCUCGUAAAUACAUGGAGAUGGCUUUAGGGAAGGCACUAGGAAAGAGAGAAAAGAGAAGAAGACAGUCCUGAAAGUUGAUCAUAUUUGGGUGAGUAUCAUUCUCAGGGCAAAUUUAGGAUCAGAGGAUGUAGAAGGGGGAGUCUAGAGGGGUAGAGUGUAGACCACAGGGUGAGUGGGCUGAUUUGAGGAUGGGGAGACUGGGAGCCCACCAGUGACCAGAGCCAGCCCUGUGCAGGGCUGUCCGGACAGAAGAAAGCAGUGUCAGACCUGGAAUCUGCCAUCAGCAAAGCCUGCAAUUGACAGACAAGCCCAGAGCAAAGAAGGAAGCACUGCACAUCAGUAAGAGCUUGCCACCAGUGGGGUCAGUUUCCAGAAUCAGGAAAAUAAUCACUGGGGGCAAGUUUGAGGCUGGUACUAGAUGUGUGGGAGGAGACGAGGUAAGGGAAAGAGUGCUUGAAGUUGGAAUUGGUCCUUGCAGGGAAAUGUAGAUUUAUGAAACCCCCAAAAGUGAUGUCAAAGCACCUCCUGCUUUAGGCAGAGUCCUCUCUGAGUCUACAGGUGCUGCCUUCAGAACCCCCUUCCUGAAGUGCAUCCCUAUGCAUCGAGAAAUUCUGCUGCGAAACGUGAUGGUCAGACCCUUGGCUGCCUGAGAGGUUCAGGCUGGCAGAAGAAUCAGGAAAGCCACAGGGCAGCAGGGGCAGGUGCCAGCAAGGAAGGCGGCCACACCAGGAAGACACCCACGGUGAGAGGUGCAGAUGGCCCAAGGGCAAGUUUGCUCAGCUCGCCCAGCUUUGCUCUUGCUGGGGCCAAGAGGACUCAUGUGCCAGGGCCAAGGGCACUUGGGGGCUCUCACAGCUGGCUUAUCUGGGCUUCAGUUCUGGAGGGCCAGGAACAAACAAGCUUCAAAGCCAAGGGCUUGGCUGGCACACAGGGGGCUUGAUCCUUUAUCUCUGUCCUCUCUCCCUAUGGACACAUAUAAGACCCUGGUCACACCUGGGAGAGCAGGAGAGGACAGCAUAGCACUUGCAGCAAGAUGGAUGUGGGCAGCAAAGAGGUCCUGAUGGAGAGCCCGCCGGACUACUCCGCAGCUCCCCGGGGCCGAUUUGGCAUCCCCUGCUGCCCGGUGCACCUGAAACGCCUUCUCAUCGUGGUGGUGGUGGUGGUCCUUGUCGUUGUGGUGAUUGUGGGAGCCCUGCUCAUGGGUCUCCACAUGAGCCAGAAACACACGGAGAUGGUUCUGGAGAUGAGCAUCGGGGCUCCGGAAGCCCAGCAACACCUGGCCCUGAGUGGGCACCUGGGUACCACUGCCACCUUCUCCAUCGGCUCCACUGGCCUCGUGGUGUAUGACUACCAGCGGCUCCUGAUCGCCUACAAGCCAGCCCCUGGCACCUGGUGCUACAUCAUGAAGACAGCUCCAGAGAGCAUCCCCGGUCUUGAGGCUCUCACUAGAAAAGUCCAGAACUUCCAGGCCAAGCCCGCAGUGCCUUCCUCUAAGCUGGACCAGGUGGAGGGGCGAGAUGCAGGCUCAGCACCCUCCAGAGGGGACCCGGCCUUCCUGGGCAUGGCCGUGAGCACCCUGUGUGGCGAGGUGCCGCUCUACUACAUCUAGGACUCCUCAAGUGAGCAGGGUCAGUGGAAGCCCCAGGGGGACAGGAAACGCCCUGGGCAAAGGGUCUUUUGCAGCUUUUGCAGACGGGCAAGAAGCUGCUUCUGCCCACAACGCAGGGACAGGCCCUGGAGAAAUGGGAGUUUGGGGAGAGGAUGGGAGCGGGCAGAGGUGGUGCCCAGGGGCCUGGGAACUCCUGCCACAACAGAAUAAAGCAGCCUGAUUGAAACGCAAA